Messenger RNA from Dendrobium catenatum, 3489 nucleotides. RefSeq names its product DNA mismatch repair protein PMS1. The record is from RefSeq and is a predicted model, not a curated record. The coding region runs from base 353 to 3112 and encodes 919 amino acids. Gene Ontology annotation, molecular function: ATP binding; ATP-dependent DNA damage sensor activity; ATP hydrolysis activity. NCBI's taxonomy places the organism in Eukaryota, Viridiplantae, Streptophyta, Magnoliopsida, Asparagales, Orchidaceae. Gene Ontology annotation, cellular component: MutLalpha complex. The transcript has 14 exons. Gene Ontology annotation, biological process: mismatch repair.
GAAGGCGAGUAGCGUACGAGUCCGCGAAAAGGUCGAAAACACGGCCUCGGCAUUUGGCGCCAAAGCAGGGGCGAGUUAGGGUUUUCAGAAUGUCGCUUGAUUUUCUAUUCUUCUUCCCCUGAAAUCCUAUCCAAUUAUUCGAUUCCCUCAAAACUGCGAUAAAUUUUUCUAAGGUGAUUUCUAGGCAUUGUUUUUCCUCGUUUCGCAUCGGUCUCCGGUGUUCAUUCCUGUUCAGAGUCGUCCUUCUGUGCUGUAUGCACGGAUAUAGUAGAAGUGGUAGUUUCAGUUUCAGGGGAGAUAUAGGUUCCUGAAGGCUCAAUGAAUAUUUGACUCUGAAUCUUGGAUAUAAUUCAUGCCUGCUAAAAAAUAUAGGAUGGAAGGGCAAGUUAAUUUUCCAAUUAUUAAGGCCAUCAAUAAGGCUGUGGCGCACAGAAUUUCUUCAGGUCAAGUCAUUUUAGAUCUUUCAUCUGCUGUGAAGGAGUUAGUUGAAAAUAGUCUGGAUGCUGGUGCUAGCAACAUUGAGAUCAAUCUAAAAGAGUAUGGUGAAGAAUAUUUCAAGGUUGUGGAUAAUGGCUGUGGCAUUGCACCUGAUAAUUUUCAGGUGCUUGCCAGAAAGCAUCAUACGUCUAAAAUCACUGAUUUCUCUGAUCUACACUAUUUGACGACUUUUGGCUUCAGAGGAGAAGCACUGAGUUCACUUUGUGCCUUGGGUAGUUUGACUGUUGAAACAAGAACUAAGAAUGAGGCUGUAGGCACACAUUUGACCUUUGACCAUUCAGGAUCAGUGACUUCAGAAAGAAAAACUGCCCGCCAAGUUGGCACUACUGUGAAAGUUGAGAAACUAUUCUCCACUUUGCCUGUGCGGAAUAAAGAAUUCAGUCGUAACAUCAGAAGAGAGUAUGGAAAGCUGACUUCUUUGUUAAAUGCUUAUGCUCUCAUGGCUAAAGGAGUUCGUUUCCUUUGCACCAACAUUACUGGCAAAAAUUCAAAAUCGGUGGUGUUGAAAACUCAAGGAAACUUGUCAAUCAAAGAAAACAUCAUAACAGUCCUAGGUUUGAACACCUUCCAAUGCCUUGAGCCUUUGAGUAUACGUAUAUCGGAAUGCUGCACAAUUGAGGGUUUUCUAUCAAAACCUUGUUUUGGUAGUGGCCGAAAUAUGGGAGAUAGGCAAUUCUUUUAUGUUAAUGGUAGGCCUGUUGAUAUGCCAAAAGUCAGCAAGCUUCUUAAUGAAGUAUAUAAAAGUUCAAGUUCCAAACUGUAUCCCAUUGCAGUUAUGAAUUUUAUCAUACCAGCAACAUCAUAUGAUGUCAACGUUACUCCUGAUAAGAGGAAGGUUUUCAUCAGUGAUGAGCACUCGCUCAUGCUUUCCUUGAGAGCAGAAAUUGAGAAAAUCUACUCACCCCAUCAAUGCAGUUAUUCUGUCAGUAGGAUCAAAAGGUCCUCUGAAGAAGCAGAAUUAUAUUUGCAGGAUGAUGUUGAAGUAGAUGCUACUCAGGGUCCUAAUGUCAUGUCAAAACCAUUGUCUCCUAAAGCCAAUGGUCAAAUGGAAACAGCUUGCUCUAUGGACCAGGCUAUGGAUGUUGAUUCACCCCUGAACCUGCAAAUCAGCAAUCAGUACAUUGACAUGGAAAGUGUGUCUGAUGCUGAUGAUGAUAACCCUCCUAGAAAGUUCUUAAAAAGUGUUGCUGACAGUAACACGAUUGCGAAUCAUUGUAAUCGCCAUGUAAAGCAAUCAACUUGUGCCAAGUUAAAUACGACUAUUGAUGAGAAAGCCCAGUCAACUUCAGGAAAUAAGGAUACCUUUUGCCAUUCAACUCUUGUUCAAGCAUCUCUUUCAAGGUUUUUACCUGUAAAUAAGAGGAAAAAUGACAAUAGUUGCAGCAUGCUAUCUGAAAUGCCUUUGUUACGGGAUGAAAGAACUUCUGUAAAAAUUGGCAAAACAGGUAGAGAAAAAAAUGUUUCUGCAUCAAUAACAAAUUUUCAUAAUUCAGAGGAUGACAUAUCAGUACCCGUAGCAGAUGGAUCAGAUAAUCAUCAUGAAACCUAUAAUGCCUCCAACAAGGUGGAAAGUUUUUGUUCUUUGCAACUUAAACCUUGUGACAUAGAUCAUAAGAAGGACAAUUCAAAAGAGCAUGGUUCAGUAUUUCCUAUUUCAGAUGCAACACUGGAAGGUUUUCCUGGAGAAAACCUAGAAAUUAAAUCAGGAGAACUUUCAACGUUAAGUUCAUCAUUGGAAGCACACAAUAUAACUAGUAAAAUGAUAAAAGCAUGUUCCGGUCUAAAAACCUAUCCACUUCUGCAGUUUAGCUUCCAUGAUCUUAGGAAAAGAAGGGAGAAGAGGAUUUCAGGAUUGUUCUUUCGGAAAUCGAAAGUUGAAGGAAGGAUUCGAAGUUGUUACUCUGCUGCAACGCUUGCAAAUUCUCAAUCAGAAAAUGAAGAGGGAAAAUCAGACUCGUUAGCCGCUGCUGUUAUGGAGUUAGAGAGAUUUUUCAGGAAAGAAGAUUUUGGAAGAAUGGAGGUGAUUGGGCAAUUCAAUCUGGGUUUUAUUAUUGGAAAAUUGGAUCAAGACUUGUUCAUGGUGGAUCAGCAUGCUGCUGAUGAGAAAUACAAUUUCGAGCGCAUCUCUACAUCAACUAUCUUAAACCAGCAACCUUUAAUCAAGCCAAUAAAAUUGGAACUGUCACCUGAAGAGGAAGUAGUGGCUUCUAUGAAUAUGAACAUAAUCAGGAAAAACGGCUUUCUUCUGAUGGAAGACAUGAAUGCACCUCCCAGGCAUCGAUUUCUACUAAAAGCUGUACCAUUCAGUAAGAACAUGACUUUUGGAGUAGAAGAUCUUAAGGAGCUUAUUUCUACCCUCAAUGAUAGCGAAGGAGAGUGCUCCAUCAUUAGUAGUUACAAAAUGGACACCGCUGAUUCUAUUUGUCCUUCAAGAGUUCGUGCCAUGUUGGCGUCACGUGCUUGCCGGAUGUCUAUCAUGAUUGGCGAUACACUUACAAAAUAUGAGAUGCAGAAGAUACUUGAUAAUUUGGUAGAUCUCAAGUCUCCGUGGAACUGCCCUCAUGGUAGGCCAACAAUGCGCCACCUUGUUGACCUGGCUACUCUUUAUAACUGAAGGCUAAAGGUGGACAGACUGACUCCCAACCAGCUUUCUUAUAUCCAGUAGGGCCUCGUGUGGUCUUAAUUUAUGCACGUAGAAUGCCUAUUUUUUGCCCUGGAUACUCUUCAAUUUUAUUAUUAUUAUUGUUUUUUUAGUUUUUUGGUGGGCAGAGAGGGUGUGUGGGUGUUGAAUCUCUUGGGGGCAGCAGUAUGAUUUUUUUUUUUUUUUUGGCAUAAUAGGAUGAUAUGAGCAGUUAUAUCACCAUUUUUGAUAUUUUUGAAGUUGCAAGAGCUACAACUGUGUUCAUAUUUUUGGGGAUAUUUUGAAGGUGUUAUUUUAUUUUGGCAUUUUAUGUAUAUAGUAUUUUGUUAAUAUUGAUUAAUUUUUUUCUA